AUGACCAUGGGCAAGAUCAUCUUCUACGAGGACAGGAACUUCCAGGGUCGUUCCUAUGAGACCAGCAGCGACUGCGCCGACAUGUCCUCCUACCUGAGCAGGUGCCACUCCUGCAGGGUGGAGAGCGGCUGCUUCAUGGUCUACGACCGCACCAACUACAGCGGCAACCAGUACUUUGUCAGGAGGGGCGAGUACUCCGACUACCAGCGCAUGGGAAUGAGCGACUGCAUCAGGUCUUCCCGCAUGAUCCCCAUGCACAGGGGACAGUUCAGGAUGAAGAUCUACGAGAGGGAGAACUUCGGCGGCCAGAGCCACGAGCUGAUGGACGACUGCGACAACAUGAUGGAGCGUUACCGCAUGAACGAGUGCCAGUCCUGCAACGUGAUGGACGGCCACUGGCUGAUGUACGAGCAGCCCCAGUUCAGAGGCAAGAUGAUGUACCUGAGGCCCGGAGAGUACAGGAGCUUCAGGGACAUGGGCAUGAGCGGCAUGAGGUUCAUGAGCAUGAAGCGCAUCAUGGACUCCUAAACAAUGUACAAUGUUUGCGGGAGAAGUAUAAACUUCCAGGGACGUCGCUAUGAGUGCGACAGCGACUGCUCCGACUUCCACGCCUACCUGAGCCGCUGCAACUCCAUCCGGGUGGAGAGCGGGGCCUGGGUGGUGUACGAGCGGCCCACCUACAUGGGCCACCAGUACGUCCUGACCAGGGGGGAGUACCCGGAGUACCAGCGCUGGAUGGGCCUCAACGACCGCCUCAGCUCCUGCAAGAUGGUCCGCUUCGUAAGUCGGGCCCGUUACAAACUGCAGCUGUAUGAGAAGGCCGACUUCGGGGGCCAGGCCUUCGAGGCCACGGAGGACUGCUCCUCUCUCCUGGAGAAGAUCCGCUGGAGGGAAGUCCUCUCCUGCAAGAUCCUCGACGGCUGGUGGGUCUUCUACGAGCACCCCAACUACCGCGGGCGCCAGUACUUCCUGGAGAAGGGGGAAUACCGCAAGCCGGCCGACUGGGGGGCCGUCAGCCCGACGGUCCAGUCCUUCAGGCGCUUCACCGAGUGA
Pungitius pungitius (ninespine stickleback) is the source of this 1053-nucleotide messenger RNA. RefSeq names its product beta/gamma crystallin domain-containing protein 1-like. Gene Ontology annotation, molecular function: structural constituent of eye lens. Gene Ontology annotation, biological process: lens development in camera-type eye; visual perception. The record is from RefSeq and is a predicted model, not a curated record. The transcript is spliced from 7 exons. Lineage: Eukaryota; Metazoa; Chordata; Actinopteri; Perciformes; Gasterosteidae.